This is a messenger RNA of Nomascus leucogenys (northern white-cheeked gibbon), 1476 nucleotides long. RefSeq names its product progonadoliberin-2. Gene Ontology annotation, biological process: multicellular organism development. The record is from RefSeq and is a predicted model, not a curated record. NCBI's taxonomy places the organism in Eukaryota, Metazoa, Chordata, Mammalia, Primates, Hylobatidae. Gene Ontology annotation, cellular component: extracellular region. Gene Ontology annotation, molecular function: hormone activity.
GUGGGAAGGUGAGACCAGGACAUAGGCCAGCCUAAAGCAAGAGUCCUGGGCCUGGAGGCUCCUGGGAAGGUGAUGGGGAGGGAGUAUGUGUCAGUGGCCUCAGGGCAGCAGCUGCCUGGUGAAUGUUCAUGGAGUGGAUGCUCUGGGAAGGGGGUUGGGUGGUGAGUUUCUCCCCUCGAAUCUGGGGGUGGAGCUGCCUGGUCUGUAAAUCCUGGGGCCAUCAGGCUAGGGUCCUGCAGCUGCCUGAAGGAGCCAUCUCAUCCACAGCUCUUCCUCAGUGAGUGGGGAGCCUUCCCUAAGGGCUAGGACACCUGGAUCAAGUUUCAUACUGGGUGUAUGGUGUGCUGCUCCUCUUCCCCAUUCCCAAGCGCCUCCACCCCUGAACCAUGCCAGAGAAGUCCCCUUUUCCUCUCCUCUCCCCAACAGCUCUACCAUCUAUUCUUGUGCUUGCGGCCCUUGGCAUGGGAGGGAUAAGGGGUAGAAGCACUUGCCCCCAUCAACACCACACAUCCAUUCCACAUCCCCAGCUACUAUGGAAGAGAUACAGCAGGCCACAGAGAAAAGGGCGGAAGGCCUGCCACUCUGGUUCCCUAGCACUGGUGCUCCAAACGCCCGUACAUUUAGAACUCCCCUGACCAUCCAUCUACCCGCCCAUCCAUUGGCCUGAAUUCAGGUCUCUGUUCCCCUCCAGCUUUCUUCCACUUCUGGAAACUCCUUGAAGGAAAGAUGGAUGGGCUUGGACAAGUGGAAGGGCCCUCAGAGCUGGCAAGGCGGGUAGCCUCUGUGCCCCGGGCUCAGGGAGAAGGCUCAUACCCAGGGGCAUCGUCCCCUAUUGGGCCAGGAUCCCCCAGGAUCUGAACCCCUGUAUGCUUGGGAUGAGAAGCGGUGGCAGAGAGGGAAGGGCAUAAGGAGAUACCAAAGCUGCCCCUGAGAUGCCAGUUUUCCAAGGUGGCCCUGGAGGAAAUGGGGGGAUGUGGGGGUGAGGUAAGUCUCCUUGAAUGCUGUACCCUGUCCAUUAGAGCAGCCAUGGCCAGCUCCAGGCGAGGCCUCCUCCUGCUCCUGCUGCUGCUGACUGCCCACCCUGGACCCUCAGAGGCUCAGCACUGGUCCCAUGGCUGGUACCCUGGAGGAAAGCGAGCCCUCAGCUCAGCCCAGGAUCCCCAGAAUGCCUUUAGUCCCCCAGUUGGGUUUCCCUUCUAAGGAAAGGCCCUGCACACUGCAGCAGGCAGCCCAGCCCAGACUGCCCAUGGCCUCCCAAGUGAUGCCCUGGCUCCCCUGGAAGACAGCAUGCCCUGGGAGGGCAGGACCGCAGCCUGGUGGUCCCUUCGCAGGAAGCGACACCUGGCAGGAACACUGCUGACCGCAGCCCGAGAGCCCCGCCCCGCCCCGCCCCGCCGUCCUCCAAUAAAGUGUGAGGUUCUCCGAAGCUGUUGCCUCGAGUUCUGUCCUUCGUCUCCUCCCUGUCUUCCCCGCUGA